This is a messenger RNA of Truncatella angustata, 2509 nucleotides long. RefSeq lists its product as uncharacterized. Lineage: Eukaryota; Fungi; Ascomycota; Sordariomycetes; Amphisphaeriales; Sporocadaceae. The transcript is spliced from 3 exons. The coding region runs from base 338 to 2335 and encodes 665 amino acids. The record is from RefSeq and is a predicted model, not a curated record.
AUUGAUUCCAAGUUUAGAGUGCACAUCAACACCUGUGACGGUGCGAGAAAAGCAAGCAUAGCACAGGAGGACGUGAUCACAUUUGCUUUUUGUGAUGAUAUCUAUACACCCUGGCUUUAUGUCUCAUGUAGAUACUCCCCGAUUGGCUUUGCGUCCUACCGGAAACAAAUUACCCCUCGUAGCGUGCAGGCAGCUCGCAUGAAAAUGUGACAACUUCCAUCGAUUCUGGAAGAAGAUGAAAGGUAAACGACAAGAAUUUAUUUAUUUCAGGUGCACUUAGCAAUUUCCAGUGAUAGCAUCAUUCGGAACUUUUGGAAGUCGCAGUUGUACUAUCACCAUGACAGCAAACAGCCGUAAGGCUGCAGAGUUAACAACGAAAUCACAGGCGGUAUGGUCUCGAGAUUCUGUACCACAACUGCUUGCAUGGUUGGAUUUGUGUCGGGAAGAGGGCAAAACUGCUCACUUUUACACAACAAUCAUUCAUCGCCUGCAAGAUACAUUGAACUUUUCCUUUACAGUAGUGCAAGUCAAGAACAAGCUCACUUACCUUGCGCGGAAGGAAGAUUCAAAGCGCAAAAUCUACAGGCCUUUGAUUCACAAGUUUGGAAGCGACCAUUUGUCGAAGUUGUCAUCUAAAGAUAGGAUCCGACUUGAAGAGAUCAAAGCAGCCCUGAGGCCAAUCUUCAACAAUACUCUGAGAAAAUAUAUGGAAAAUCAGUCGCUGCAAAUCAAGGGGACGACGAGGCUAUCGAACCAAAAAUCUCAAAUAGCGACAAGCAAGGUUGCACUUUCCACCAGCACGAAUCAAAGUGAAGAUUUCGUUACUAUAUCGGCGAAUCUGUACGGCAAACGAAAACGUUCAGACACUGUACAUGUUCAAAUGGACCACUCACCGAGAUUCCCCAGGCGUUCAUCCUCGUUCAUAGAGAUAUCCGCAAAAGACUUAAUCUCAGACGAAGAAUAUGAUGUCGAGAAAGCCUCUGAUACUUAUCGCAAUCAAAAGGCGCAAGCGGAACGUGUGACCGGCGCUGUCGUUGAACACCACACCAGAGAUCGUGCGAUUAGGGUUGCAAGUAGCCUCCCGAGCUUGACUUCUAGAGAUUGUCAAGAGAAGCUACCAGAUCCGGUCCUUGAUCUCACGAUAUCACCGCAACUAGAGAAGAGGUUGGGAACAGAUCAGAUACACAUAUCAGCAAUGUUCCAAAUUCUCAAGGACGAGUCUUCGGCACUCCACCAUCGCAUCUGUAUGCUCGAGAAUGACAACGACGUGACAAAACAAUGUCUACGCGCGCCAAUCGACGUGGCUGCCAUGCGAUAUGAGAGUAAUCAUCUGCAUGAGAAGAAUGCUGCUCUGGAAAAUCAUAUCGAGAAACUGCGAGAUCAUGAAAAGAAUACUCUCGGCAUGAGAAGCUGCGAAUUAAGCGCGAGGGUCAGAACAUUGGAGUCAGAUAUCAACGAUGUCUGCCUCAAGAUUUGCUCGAUUUUUGAUGCAACAGAGUUAUCACUUCCGGAAGAAAACGAGCAAAUCUACAACGGCUUGUUUGAGCGAGCACUGAAACCGAGCAGCUGGAGUGAAAUCACCAAAUCAUCAGCGCCUUCCCCACUCAUGUCGGAUGCUUUUCGUAUUUUGAGUGCAAUUCAUGUCUGUGUAAGAAUAUUCGAGGAUCGGGCUUUUGAUUCACUGACGGCGGUGGAGCCUUUUUUGAAUGGCUGGCGCCGGAUGACGCUGUGUGACGGUGGCUCGGAUGCAUUAAGAAAAUUUGACUUGCUGGGUCUCAGCUCCAGUCUUAGGUCAAAAGCAUUCGACCGCCAAGUAAAGGCCAAAGCCCAGGCGCUGUCCCAUGAGAUAGUCGCCACCAUAUCUGACUUGACUCAUCAAUGUGGCGACCAUCAAUUUCACCCUUUGCGCAAUAUUCAAUCGACAGCGAUCUGUCUCUCCGACUUUGAAUCUUUAUUCGGAAAUGCGCUGAAACUCAAAGCAGAACUUAUGCUUACUGGCCAGGAGUACACUGCAUUCUUCGUGCCGUCUGGCACAAAAUUCAAUCCCGAAAUGAUGGAAAAGGCGGCCUACUCCAUUGAGGAGCCUUGCUGGAAACGAAGAUCGGGUUUCAGUGAGGAUGAUGAAAGGACUAAUAAGCCACAAACCUUCACUGUCAAUAUUUGCCUGUUUCCCGCGAUCUGCGCGUACACUUCUGAGCCAAAACGCGACAGACAAGCGAUCAAUUGGAAGACAGUCAGACCAUUGGAGGAUGCUUGGAAACGCUACUACAAUAUUGAGGAUUUGAAGGCUAUGGGUGCUAAGACGUUGUCGAAGGCAGUUGUACUUUUAAGAUAGGUGGCUCUGGGAUUGCCGGAGAAACAGUUCAUGAUUUCGAGUUUGUCCUGACCACGAAAAAAGAAAACGUCAUUGGAGUGGACAGAGUUGAUGACAUUAAAAUCCGCGAUUUCUCGCAAUUUAUUUACAACAUAUACUUAUGAGAACACAAAAUGUGAAAGUGUACCAUAGUGA